Messenger RNA from Raphanus sativus (radish), 654 nucleotides. Its product is annotated as 60S ribosomal protein L27a-3-like. The transcript is spliced from 2 exons. Gene Ontology annotation, cellular component: ribosome; cytosolic large ribosomal subunit. Gene Ontology annotation, biological process: translation. The record is from RefSeq and is a predicted model, not a curated record. Gene Ontology annotation, molecular function: structural constituent of ribosome. Bases 1 to 441 code for a protein of 146 amino acids. NCBI's taxonomy places the organism in Eukaryota, Viridiplantae, Streptophyta, Magnoliopsida, Brassicales, Brassicaceae.
AUGAACGAACCUUCCGAUGCAGCGCCCGGUGGUAUAGGCCGCAGUUUUCAAUAUGCUGCAUAUGGAAGCGAGAUCCCUCUGGGUACCAGGGAGAACAGAAAGCGGUUCCACACUCUCGUUCCAGCCUUGGCUAAAAGCCCGCAGUACAAAGGCAAUUGGACGCACCAAACAGAAGGUCGAACAUGUGGAGUCCGCAACAAGUUCUACUGCCCGAUCGUGAACCUCGACAGGCUUUGGUCGCUCGUCUCCGAGGAUGUGAAGGCGAAGUCGACCAAGGACAAGGUGCCGUUGAUCGACGUGACGCAGCACGGGUUCUUCAAGGUGUUGGGGAAAGGUCAUUUGCCUGAGAACAAGCCUUUUGUUGUGAAGGCGAAGCUUAUCUCCAAGACUGCUGAGAAGAAGAUUAAGGAAGCUGGUGGUGCUGUUGUGCUCACUGCUUAGGUUUAUCGAAAGUUUCUCUUCUCGUUUUGCUUCUAUUGUUGGAUCUUUAAAGAUCUCUUUGUCUCUCAAGUUGUAGUCUUUAGUAAUGGUUAUUAUGACAUUGAGAUGUGCAUGUUUUGAAGAUCUUGGUAUUGAAUACUUGCUAGCAUUUGCUUCGGACAAAUGUUAGAUAGGUGGUUAUAAUACUUGUCUGGAUUGGGUUAGCUUUCAUUU